Molecule: messenger RNA, 1386 nt
Organism: Cinclus cinclus
Lineage: Eukaryota; Metazoa; Chordata; Aves; Passeriformes; Cinclidae
Gene: NPFFR1
Product: neuropeptide FF receptor 1
Exons: 5
Coding region: 1-1386 (461 amino acids)
Biological process (GO): G protein-coupled receptor signaling pathway
Cellular component (GO): membrane
Molecular function (GO): peptide binding; neuropeptide receptor activity
Source: RefSeq, a predicted model, not a curated record
AUGGCGAUUGGAGGCUGUUUUCCCCCCCUCCCCUUCCCCGCUGCAGCCGGCGAGCAGCCGCAACCGGCGCGGCGGCACCGCGGAGAACGCACCGGAGGGAGGGACGAGGGCGAGCUGUGUCCCCCCCCCCCCCGGCAGCAAAUCGCCUCCGGCGGUAGCCACUGCCCGGCAGCGAUGCAGCCCCCGGAGCCGGGUCGAGCCGGUGGAGGCCCUUCCAAUGGCACCUGGUGGCCCAACUCCAGUGCCAGCCACCUCCUGAGGGAGAACUACACCUUCCUGGCAUACUACCAGCAUUCCUCCCCCGUGGCCCUCAUGUUCAUCCUGGCUUACACCUUCAUCUUCCUCAUGUGCGUGGUCGGCAACGUCCUGGUGUGCUUUGUCGUGGUGAAGAACCGCCAGAUGCGCACGGUCACCAACAUGUUCCUCCUCAACCUGGCCAUCAGCGACCUGCUGGUGGGCAUCUUCUGCAUGCCCACCACCCUGGUGGACAACCUCAUCACAGGUUGGCCCUUUGACAACACCAUGUGCAAAAUGAGCGGCCUGGUGCAGGGCAUGUCUGUCUCCGCCUCUGUCUUCACGCUGGUCGCCAUCGCUGUGGAGAGGUUUCGUUGCAUUGUCCACCCCUUCCGGCAGAAGCUCACGCUGAGGAAAGCCCUGCUGACCAUCGCCAUCAUCUGGGUGCUGGCCCUGAUCAUCAUGUGCCCUGCUGCCGUCACCCUGACCGUCACCAGGGAGGAACACCACUUCAUGGUGGACACCUACAACAACUCCUACCCUCUCUACUCUUGUUGGGAGGCCUGGCCCGAGACGGGGAUGAGGAGGAUCUACACCACUGUCCUUUUCUCCCACAUCUACGUGGCUCCCCUUGCCCUCAUCGUCAUCAUGUACGCCCGCAUCGCCUUCAAGCUCUUCAAGUCAGUGGCGCCUGCCCACGGUGGAGAGGAGCUGGAGGGGAGGAGGAUCUCCAGGAGGAAGGUCAAGGUCAUCAAUAUGCUCAUCAUUGUCGCCCUCUUCUUCACCAUCUCCUGGCUGCCCCUCUGGACGCUGAUGCUGCUGACGGACUAUGGGCGGCUGAGCGAGGGCCAGCUCCGCCUGCUCACCGUCUACGUCUACCCGUUCGCCCACUGGCUGGCCUUCUUCAACAGCAGCGCCAACCCCAUCAUCUACGGCUACUUCAAUGAGAACUUCCGCCGGGGCUUCCAGGAGGUCUUCAGGGCCCCCCUCUGCCAGCGCAGGCCCUACACCCCCCGGAGCCACGGCCGCGGGACCCUCUUCGACACCCGCAACCGCAUCUUCACCCAGGCGCCAACCAGCGACUCGCCAGCCGCCUCCAAGUCGAGGCUGCCGGCCCCACGCCGCGCCGGUGUCCCUGCGUGGGAUGGCUGA